GAAAUACCGGAUUAGAAUGAGAGGCAUUGAUGCACCCGAGCUUAAAAUGCCUAAUGGGAAGGAAUCAAAAGAUGCAUUGGUGAAACUCAUUGGUGGGAAAAGUGUCACAAUUUAUGUGUAUGGACAGGACCAGUUUGGGCGUUAUGUGGGAGACAUUUAUUGUGAUAAUGUGUUCAUCCAGGAGCAAAUGCUGAAGAGUGGUCAUGUAUGGCAUUUCAAGACCUACGACAAGCGCCCAGAGUUCGCACAGUGGGAGAGAGAGGCAAGAGCUGCACACCGAGGGCUUUGGGCAUCAGAGAACCCGGAGAAACCGUGGGAUUGGAGAAGAGAUCAGCGCAAUGCAAACAUUCAGGUCUACUGAUGGAGCUGAACUUAGUGUUUAGAGCCCUGAAAUGAUCUGGUAGCCUCACAGUUUCUUAGUGAGGUCCGUGUACAGCUUGCUGAAAUGAAUGCAUAUCAGAAACCAAAAAGUUUGUGUGGUUUUGUGUGUGGAAGAAAUCACAAGAGCACCACAGAGAAAUGUUAUCGAUUCCUCUCAGGAGAAA
Messenger RNA from Panicum virgatum (switchgrass), 545 nucleotides. Its product is annotated as probable staphylococcal-like nuclease CAN2. The record is from RefSeq and is a predicted model, not a curated record. Lineage: Eukaryota; Viridiplantae; Streptophyta; Magnoliopsida; Poales; Poaceae. The transcript is spliced from 4 exons. Gene Ontology annotation, cellular component: cytoplasm. Bases 17 to 361 code for a protein of 114 amino acids.